Molecule: messenger RNA, 1840 nt
Organism: Cryptomeria japonica (Japanese cedar)
Lineage: Eukaryota; Viridiplantae; Streptophyta; Pinopsida; Cupressales; Cupressaceae
Product: protein DETOXIFICATION 30
Exons: 9
Coding region: 117-1592 (491 amino acids)
Biological process (GO): xenobiotic detoxification by transmembrane export across the plasma membrane
Cellular component (GO): membrane
Molecular function (GO): xenobiotic transmembrane transporter activity; antiporter activity
Source: RefSeq, a predicted model, not a curated record
UUUUACUUAACCACUUUUUAAGAUACGUUGCAACGCGUUCUGGCCUUUGAAGGCAAACAAAGUAGCAUCUCCAAACUUACUGGAGAAGAUUGUUCAGUCCAUGAUAGCUGGUGAGGAUGGAGCAACAUUCACCAUUGCUGCAUCGACUUGAAAAUGGCAACCUGCAAGAUGAUAAUGAUAUUCCAACCAUAACCAACUGCAAAGAAGCUUCUAAGGAAUGGUGGAAAGAGUCUAAGAAGCUAUGGAUACUUGCAGGUCCUGCAAUCUUCAUAUCUUUAUGUCAGCAGUCAUUUUUGGCCACAAUUUUGACCUUUGCUGGACAACUGGGUACUCUACAGUUGGCUGCUGUGUCUAUAGCAAAUACUGUGGUUGCAGGGUUCUCAUUUGGAGUCAUGCUGGGGAUGGGAAACGCUGUAGAAACAGUUUGUGGUCAAGCAUUUGGAACAGGGAAACUAGACAUGCUUGGACUCUGUUUGCAACGGUCACUGGUCAUAUUAAACACAACAGCAUUGCUUCUCACUGUGACGUACGCAUUUGCAACACCCAUUCUCAAGGCCGUAGGUCAAACAGAUGAAAUAGCAGAGGCAGCAGGCAAAUUCGCCGUGUGGACAAUUCCUCAAUUAUUUGCUUUUGCAAUGAAUUACCCGCUCGCUAGGUUUUUACAAUCACAAGGAAAGCUAUUUGUCAUGUCUGCCAUCUCUGGAGCUGCUUUAAUUGUCCAUGUUAUCUUCAGUUGGUUGUUGAUGCUCAAGCUGGGAUGGGGACUAGUUGGGGCUGCAAUAAUGCUAAAUUUCUCAUGGUGGAUAGUAGUGUUGGGUCAAAUAGCCUACAUAUUUAGCGGCACCUGUGGUGGAGCUUGGACUGGAUUUUCAUGGAGUGCAUUUCACAAUUUAGGAGGGCUCUUGCGUCUUUCAUUGUCUUCAGCUGUUAUGAUGAGCGCGGAUUUUAUGUACAUGAUGGCACUACUGCUCAUGGCCGGUCAUCUAAAGAAUGCAGAAGUUGCAACAGACUCUGUAGCUAUAUGCAUAAAUUUGGUGUUUUGGAUCUAUAUGAUAUAUUUGGGAUUCAACAUAGCUAUCGGUGUAAGGGUUUCAAAUGAGCUGGGAGCUGGACACCCAAGAGCUGCAAAACUUGCAGCAAUUGUUGCUUCUUGCACCUCUUUUGUGAUAGGGCUUAUGUUCAUGAUGGUCAUUUUGAUUACAAGAAAUGUGUUUCCUAUGGCUUUCACAACCAGCAGUGUGGUUGCCAAAGCAGUGUCCAAGCUUGCAAUUUUUCUGGCAGUUGCAGUGAUAUUGAAUAAUGUGCAGCUACUGCUUUCUGGUGUGGCAAUAGGAGCAGGAUGGCAAACAUUUGUGGCCUGUGUAAACAUUGUAUGCUACUAUGUCUUGGGUGUGCCCCUGGCAAUUCUACUAGGCUAUAAAUUUGAUCUCGGCACUAAGGGAAUGUGGGGUGGGAUGCUUUGUGGAAGUGCAUUGCAGACUGCGGUUUUAUGUAUCAUUACAAUUCGAGCAAAUUGGAGCAGAGAGGCUAUGCGGGCUGAAAGUAGAAUUAAGACUUGGGGAGGUGGAUUUACACAUCAAUCUUCCACUUGAAGAUUCUGAAUCUCGAGAGAUAGACACAUAUUUUAUUAGUGAAUAGGAAGUAUUUUUUUUUAUGGUGUGUCAGAAUUAAAUUCUGUAGUUUUAAGAGUUAAACUCAUUCAUCUAUAUUUAUGAACAAUGAUUCACAUAUUUCAUUAUUUUCUUGCUCAGACAUUCCACUCAAUUCAGGUGUACACAAAUUUCAGAAGAAUUUUACAUAUUCUUCAAUGAGAAAUGCAAGUAGAAACAAAUUUUAUCAA